AUGGGUGGUUUCAGGUUUUUUUAAAACCGAUAUUUUUAUAGAAAAAUUGUUAUUAUAUAAUUGGAUUAUGAAAAAAAUAUUAAUGAAUUGUAUUUUUAACCAAUAUAUUUGUAAAUUUCAAUAUUAAUUUGAGGGUUUUUGAUUUUAAAUAUUGGAUAUUGGGUAUUAGUUUUAUUUCAGUAGCAUAUAUAUCAAAAUAUCGGUAAAGUGAUAUUGACUCAACCUUAAUAUUAAUAAUUAUUAUUAUGUAUAGUCAUUAUUCUUUUCAAAUUUGAAUAUUUUUAGAUGUAUCUUGUACUUGCCAAAACCAAUAUGUGCAAAAAUAUAUUAACAAGAAGAAUGAGACUCCCCUACAACAUCCAUUAGACUAUAUAAAUGAAAAAUUAAAUUGGAUUAAAAAGAAAAAACGUCUAUUGUUUGAAGAGAUCUAUACAAAUCAAGCACCUAUAAGUGAUAUGCAAUCAAUAAAUAAUAUAAGUGAUAUGUACAGAGAUUAUCCAACAGAAAACCUUAACUAUGUAGGAUUACCAGAUUCGUUUUGUAACAGUACAUUGAAAAUAUUAGAGGAAUAUGUGAAAAAUAAAAAAAUAAAAACGAGUAAAUCAAACAAUAAUAAUAACAAUAACACUUGGAUUAACAAGGAAUUAAUGAACUAUAUUUGUAAUUUAUUAAAAAUGUCACCAAACGAAAUAGAUAAUCUUUCGGUAUCUUCAAACUCAAAUAAUCAAUUGGAACAAAGUAUUUUGGAAAUAUCCAAAGCCAAUUUAGAAUAUCACAAGGAUAUUUUGAAUUAUAUAUCUCAGUGCUUAGACAGUAAUAUGUGUGAUAUUAAUCGAGACCAGGCUUUUAGUUCACCUCAAUAUAUUGGUCUGUUAGACAAGCUGUAUAAGCUGGCUGAUUACUAUACAGAAAAAGCACAUGAAAUGCGCAAUAUUUGCUUAGAGUCUCCUAGAGUAGAGAUUAAUAACACAGAUACUGUUGAAGAAAUUUCAGAACUAAAACAUGGGUUGGUAUAAGAAAGUAUUUUAAAUUCAUAAAUAUUAUAAAAAGAAUUUAAAUAAAAAAGUCUUAUAUAAAUUGUACUUUGUAGGAAUCGAAAAUCUUCCUGUAGUAUAUCUUCAGAAUUUUCUGUCGAUGGAACAUAUAUGUUGGAACAUUUAAGUUCCCUGCUAGAACAAAGAGGGUUGAUUCGUGCAGACGGAGAAUGGCCUAUUUUUGGAAACGAAGAUGAAGACGAUAGUAGAAGCUUAACGGAUCAGCUUUUAGAUAUAAAACCACAUAUUAAAUCUGAAAAAGGUAAUUUCUAUUUAUUAAAAAUAAUAUAAUGUAAUAUUAGUAAAUACACAAUUCAGAUUCCAAAAAUGUUUAAUUUGACUUGGCAAAAUUGUCAAAAAUUGAGUAUUUUCUUUCAUGUACAUUUACUUGUAUUAUGUAAUAAAUAUACUUACUUUAAGUAUGUAGUAAUCGUAUAAAAUGCUUGUAAUUAUUAAAAAGCUGUCCUAGGAUAAUGGGGACAAGUGCAAGAAGUUAAGAAUGUAUGAUGCAGAAGGAAAUUUAAUAUAUAUAUAUAUAUUUAUAUCUGUAAGCAACGUUAAACCAUUGUUAACAAAAAAAAAGAUUCUGAGCGGAGUUCAGUUAAUAGUGAUGCUUUGUCAAUAAUAUAUAUGUAUUAUGGUAAAAUAAUUAAAUAUGCAUUAUAUAUUUUCUUUAAUAAUAUUUGUUUUAUAUUGAUCCGAUUUUUCUAUUUUCCCUUGUUUUUUCCUGGGGAUACUCUUGGGAAAAUCAAAAAAGUACCUCCCCAGUCUGAUAUCGUUUUACAAAAGAUACUAUAUUAAAAAUCAGAGCAAGAUUUCUGGUAGAAAAGUUGUCUACAGAAAAAAUUUAAAAAACAUCUUCAUGAAACCAAAAACUUCUUCGCUGCAAUCAGAAUCUAAAAUACUUGUAAAUUUUUAAAAUUUACUAUUCAUUAUUAAAUUAAAUUUGUGUUAUUUUAGUCAGAGUUAAAUGAAACAUAAAAAUUCAUUGUAAAAACCUGAUACUUCUAAAGAAUGAACCAAUGUUAUAUGUAGGAAAUUGCGAAGAUAGGAUACACAUGGUUUAACAAUUUUAUCUGUAAGUGACAAUAAACCAUUGCUAUCAAAAAAUGAUUUUCAUUAAAAUUUGAACCUAUAAAAAUAUAAAAAAAAAAGGAACCAAUAGAUUCCUCACUAUGCUUCAAAUUUAAAAAAAGUGAUGACUAUUAACACUUGCAAUUAUUAAUUUAUUACAAUUAUUUAAAUUAUAAAUGUCAAAUCAUAAGUCAAUAGUUUAAAUAUAUCUAAAAGUAAAUAUUUUAAUUUAUUGAAAAGUACCCAAUAAUUGAGACAAUAAUUAUUUUUUUUAUUUAUAUUUAUGAAUUAUGAAUAAACUUAUUAAUCCAUGAAGUCUUUAAGCAAUUUGUGUUCAGUUAUUUAUUAAAUUAAAUUAAUAGGGUGCUCAUUUUGUUAAAUAAAUUGUAGUUUGAUGAAAAAAAUGUUUUUUUUUUUUUUUUUUAAAUACCUAAAAACUAGUGAUUUUAAUACAAUCAAAAUCAGCUAAAUAUACACUAAAAUUAGUUAAGCAGAAAAGUAUGGUGGACUUAAAGAGCAAUGAAAAAGAAAAACAGACAGACAUUUCGCACAAUGGGUGGUUCAUUUUUAUAGGUGAGAAGGUAGGAAUAGUAGGAUGUAUCGAAAAUUUAAUGUAUAUUUGUAUGCAAUGAUAAGUCUUUGCUGACGAAAAACGGUUCUGAGAGGAGUUCAGUAACAUAUAUGUUUUAAAAUAAUACAUUUCGUAAAUUUUCCCUUUUUUUACAUUUGUUAUAAAAACUCCUGAGAAAUUAAAAAUCUACCUCCUUAAAAUAUCACCCUAGUCAGAUUUCCUUUAAAAAAAGAGUGCCACACUUGAAAAUCGAACCAAAAUUUUUGGUGAAAAAUUAUUCAGAUAAAAAAAAAAUGUAAUAAAUGAACAUCAUUGUAAUACCAAUACAUUCGAUCAGACUAUAAAAGCAGUUAGUCUAGAUGGUGUAUCAGUGGAAAAUUUUACAUGACAUAAACUGGUUAAAGGAUUUUUUUUAAAAAUGUUACUAGAAGAGAAAAUGUUAGAAGAGUGAAAGAAGUUUAUAAUACCCAUUUUUAAAGCGAAAGGAAAAGUACAAGAAUAUGGAAAUUAGAGGUAUAAAAUUGAUGUCGUAGUAUGAAGAUACAGGCAAAAAUUGUAUAAAACAGAAUUAAAAGUAAGACAUCAAUAUCUUAAAAAACCAGUUUAGUUUUAUACCAGUGAAAUUGACUAUGCGUUUUGCGCAAGACAAAUGGUAGAAUAACCUAUGUAUACCUUUUUUAGAUUUACAAGACUUAUGACAGAUUGCCAAGAAGGAUUCUGAUUUGUUAAUGAGAAAAGAAGUUCCGAGAUUGUAUAUUUGUUUGAUAGAGAAUAUGCAUGAAAGUCCAAAUAUAUAUGUAAGAAGUAUGUGUGGAAUAACAGACGAGUUUGGGAUUAGGGAAUGUACACAUCAGGGAUUGGCCUUAAGCCCUUACAUAGUAAUGAAGGAAAUAUUAGGUAAGGUACCAUCACAUGGUUUUGAUAAGAAUUGGAAGAAGUUAACAAUAGGCUUGAAGAAUGGAGUUAUACUUGAAGGAAAAGAAUCUUUUUGUACCAAUAAUAUCAAUUUUCCUUUCCUGUCAACAUUAAUUAACUUUUUGCAUUCCUCUCUUAUACACACUCUCAUAUCCCAUUUCUAG
Molecule: messenger RNA, 3758 nt
Organism: Cinara cedri
Lineage: Eukaryota; Metazoa; Arthropoda; Insecta; Hemiptera; Aphididae
Source: the annotation of a GenBank genome assembly